CCUUUCUUUCUCCGGCACUGCGCUUCCCAGAGCGGCACAAAUACUCUAGCAGCCUUCUUCUGGAUCUUCUUUCAAUCUUUCGUCCCUUUUUCCAGCUUGAUUUAUCGACUGCUCUAUCGGUCAUGGACGGGAAGGAAACGAACAGAAAUUCAUCACUACUCGAUUCAUCCACUGCCCUCUCGGACUUGGGAAGCGAAAAAAUAAGGAGAAAUUCAUCACUAGUAUGUGUCCCCAUAAUGGCUGAUUCACCUCAUUUGAUGAUUGCUGAUACACACAAGGCAAACAUUAGUGGUGCUGAUCUUGUUGAGAUACGAUUAGAUAGUUUGAAGAUUUUCAAUCCUCAAGAAGAUCUCAAGACUAUUAUAAAAGAAUGUCCAUUACCUACUUUAUUUACUUACAGACCAAAGUGGGAAGGUGGUCAAUAUGAUGGUGACGAAAAUCAACGGCUUGAGGUACUUCGAUUAGCCAUGGAGUUGGGGGCUGAUUACGUGGAUGUGGAACUCCAGGUUGCUCGUGAGUUCAACGACUCCAUUCGUGGAAAGAAGCCAGAAAAGUUGAAAGUUAUCGUUUCCUCUCACAAUUAUCAAGAAACUCCAUCUUUAGAUGAUCUUAGUAAGCUUGUUGCAAGAAUUCAAGAAAGUGGAGCUGAUAUUGUGAAGAUUGCAACGACUGCCUUGGAUAUCACCGACGUGUCACGCAUUAUUCACAUAAUUGUGCAUUCACAAGUUCCAGUAAUAGGGCUUGUAAUGGGAGAAAGAGGCUUGAUUUCACGGAUACUUUGUGCUAAAUAUGGUGGGUAUCUUACUUUUGCUACCCUCAAGGCCGGAAUUGUUUCUGCUCCUGGACAACCCACAAUUGAAGACCUUUUAAAUUUAUACAAUUUCAGACAGAUAGGUCCUGAUACAAAAGUUUUUGGAAUCAUUGGAAAGCCAGUGGCCCACAGCAAAUCACCCAUGUUAUUCAACGAGACAUUCAAGUCGAUAGGUUUCAAUGGUGUUUAUGUACAUUUUUUGGUGGAUGACAUAGUAAACUUUCUCCAGACUUACUCAUCCUUCGACUUCGCUGGAUUCAGCUGUACAAUUCCACAUAAAGAGGCUGCAGCAAAGUUCUGUGAUUGGGUUGAUCCAGUGGCUAAGUCAAUUGGUGCUGUUAAUUGCAUUGUAAGAAGAGACGAUGGAAAAUUCGAAGGUUAUAACACGGAUUAUGUCGGUGCUAUUUCUGCUAUUGAAGAUAAACUACGAGAUCCCUACAGUAGUAGUCCUCAAUCUGGCUCACCCUUGUCUGGCAAGCUAUUUGUUGUGAUUGGUGCUGGUGGAGCAGGCAAGGCGCUUGCGUACGGUGCGAAAGAGAAAGGAGCUAAAGUUGUGAUUGCCAAUCGUACAUAUGAACGAGCAAAAGAACUUGCGGUAACCAUUGGAGUCGAUGCGGUUACUCUUGCUGAUUUGGAUAAUUUCCAUCCAGAGACGAAUAUGAUUCUCGCAAACACAACGUCUGUAGGAAUGCAACCAAAAGUCGAUGAAACGCCGAUUCCCAAGCAUGCUCUGAAAAAUUACUCACUGGUGUUCGAUGCUGUUUACACGCCGGUGAUGACGAGACUGUUGAAGGAAGCUGAAGAAUCCGGGGCGAAGAUCGUUACUGGCGUGGAGAUGUUUGUUGGACAGGCAUAUGAACAAUACGAGAGGUUUACUGGGUUGCCUGCACCGAAGGAGCUGUUCAGGAAGAUUCUCAAAAUCUAGUCCAAAAUUUAGUAUUGUGGCUGAGCUUCUUUUCUUGGUGUUGUUAAUGAAAACUUAGUUGAAUGAGGGAGGACAUAAUUUUAUUUAUUUGAAGGAGCUAACAUGAAUGCAUUUUUAUGCUCCCACGGCUUUGCAUUUGCACAAAUAAUUGAUCAUGUUGUCAUUCUAUGGAAUUAUAACUUCAUUUGCUUCUAAUAAACUUUUGUUUGGAAUGAUCAUUAGCUCAA
This is a messenger RNA of Cucurbita pepo subsp. pepo (vegetable marrow), 1963 nucleotides long. The record is from RefSeq and is a predicted model, not a curated record. NCBI's taxonomy places the organism in Eukaryota, Viridiplantae, Streptophyta, Magnoliopsida, Cucurbitales, Cucurbitaceae.